This is a messenger RNA of Caenorhabditis bovis, 879 nucleotides long. NCBI's taxonomy places the organism in Eukaryota, Metazoa, Nematoda, Chromadorea, Rhabditida, Rhabditidae. The record is from the annotation of a GenBank genome assembly.
AUGUUUCGCUAUGAUAAAAUGGAAAAAAUUGGAGAAGGGACCUACGGGACAGUGUUCAAAGCGAGAAACAAAGAUUCCGGAGAAAUCGUAGCAUUGAAAAGAGUGAGAUUGGACGACGAUGAUGAGGGCGUUCCGAGUUCGGCUCUUCGCGAAAUCUGCAUUCUUCGAGAAUUAAAACACCGAAAUGUCGUCCGUCUUUACGACGUUGUUCACUCGGAAAAUAAGUUGACACUCGUUUUCGAAUACUGCGAUCAGGAUUUAAAAAAGUUCUUCGAUUCUUUGAAUGGCUUCAUGGAUCCACAGACCGCUCGCUCGUUGAUGAUCCAACUACUACGCGGAUUAUCAUUCUGCCACACCCACCAUGUUCUUCAUCGCGAUCUCAAACCGCAAAAUCUUCUAAUCAAUACAAACGGAACCCUAAAACUUGCUGAUUUCGGUUUAGCGAGAGCUUUCGGGGUUCCUGUUCGCUGCUUCAGCGCCGAAGUCGUCACUUUAUGGUAUCGUCCGCCCGACGUCUUGUUUGGAGCGAAAUUAUACAACACUUCCAUUGAUAUGUGGUCAGCCGGAUGCAUAUUUGCAGAAAUCUCAAACGCCGGACGACCUUUAUUUCCCGGUGCUGACGUCGAUGAUCAAUUGAAGCGAAUCUUCAAACAACUCGGGACACCGACGGAAGAGACAUGGCCUUCAAUUUCGCAGCUGCCCGAUUACAAGCCUUAUCCGAUUUAUCAUCCGUCGUUAACUUGGAGUCAAAUCGUACCGAACUUGAAUAGUAAAGGAAGAGAUUUACUACAAAAGCUCCUCGUUUGUAAUCCGAGCGGCCGGAUAGACGCUGACGCCGCAUUGCGACAUUCGUAUUUUGUGGACAUAAGUGACGUUUAA